AUGCAUCCGCCCACCGAAAAUAAGAUUGGAAUCUUUGGUGCUGUCAGUUAUACGGCGGGCACGAUCGUCGGUUCUGGCAUCUUUGUCUCCCCAAAAGGAAUCCUGGAGCAUGCCGGCUCUAUCGGGCUCUCACUUGUCAUCUGGCUAGCCUGCUGUGUCAUUGCGAUGUUGUCUGGAUUGGUCUACAUCGAGCUAGCGACUUCAAUCCCUGAGUCCGGUUCCGAUUUCGCGUAUAUAAAUUAUGUCAAAUGGAAACCGCUGGCUUUCGCGUUUCUUUGGCUAUCAAAUUUGAUUGAAGCGUCCUGCAGCUGUGCAAUUCUAUUUUUCACCUUUGGCGAAUACAUUGUCGAGGCGUUGGAUCCACUGGAUUUGGAUUUAAGUGAUGAGGGGAGGCGAAGAAUUGAGCAAUUUUCCGGAUUUGCAUUACUUUGGCUCCUCAUGUGGGCUAAUUUCUUCUCUCUCAAUCGCUGGGCCUCCCGGAUUCAAAUCGGCAUCACGCUGGCCAAAUUAGUUUCCGUGUCCAUCAUUAUCGUCACCGGGUUCUACUUUUUGAUCUUUAAAGGGAAAACAGAGCAUUUUGAAAAAGACGUCGUUUGGAAGGGAACGCAGAAGAAUCCGGGGGAAAUUGUGUUGGCUAUUUAUUCGGGUAUUUGGGCGUAUGCCGGCUAUGAUACGCUGAAUUACGGGACGGAAGAUGUGGACCCGAAACAUUUGAAAAGAAUCAUGCCAAUAUCCGUCGUCGGCGGCCUAGCCGUCGUCACGGUCAUCUACAUGCUCACCAACAUUGCCUACUUCACCAUCCUGCUCCCAGAAGACAUUCUCGAUUCGAGUGCCGUGGCUACGACAUUCAGCCGUCGUACCCUCGGCAAUUUCUACUAUGCCAUGCCCGCGAUAGUGGCCAUUCUGAUGACGGGCACGUUGAAUUCUGAUUUGUUUUCGUGGAGUAGGUUUAUUCUGGCCGGGGCCCGGGCCAAAAUGAUGCCAACAUUUCUCGCGCUUGUCCAUGCCGACAAUGAAUCCCCCAGGACAGGCCUACUUUUCCACGUCCUCGCAGCGAUGGCGUUCUCUUUCGUCGGUCCCAUCGACACACUAAUGAAAUAUUUGGUGGUGACAGGUAUGCUUCGCCAAGCGACUACGGUAGCUGCGUUGCUAUAUAUCAGAUGGAAGGGGCUACCGGUCAGCUCCAGCGCAUUACGGCUGCCAAUUAUCAUCCCGAUCCUCGUGUUGAUCAUCUCCAUCUCGCUGGUCGUCGUGCCGGCCGUGCAGGACCCGUGGGCAACGCUUGUUGGCUUUGGAUUAUUAGGGGGCUUCCUCUUUAUCUAUUUCCUCUACAAAUAUCUAUUCAAAUUUGUCUGGCCGGAGGCUGAAUGGAGAUUUCUGAAGCGAAUCGACGCCUCAACUACCGUAUUGUUUCAACGCCUCUUUAUGUCAAUCGUCGACGAACCGCCUAAAAUCGAUUACGGUCUCGAAAAUGCAAAAACAAAAUUA
This is a messenger RNA of Mesorhabditis spiculigera, 1488 nucleotides long. The record is from the annotation of a GenBank genome assembly. Lineage: Eukaryota; Metazoa; Nematoda; Chromadorea; Rhabditida; Rhabditidae.